Messenger RNA from Humulus lupulus (European hop), 961 nucleotides. Its product is annotated as protein RGF1 INDUCIBLE TRANSCRIPTION FACTOR 1-like. The transcript has 4 exons. The coding region runs from base 1 to 804 and encodes 267 amino acids. The record is from RefSeq and is a predicted model, not a curated record. Lineage: Eukaryota; Viridiplantae; Streptophyta; Magnoliopsida; Rosales; Cannabaceae.
AUGAGCUGGGUUCUCUUCUGCCGACCUUUGUGUGAACCACUGUUUUUCUCUCCAAAUCCAACGGAGGGUGAGAAAGUAAUAAAAGGAUCACUGGCACCACCAUGGCUGGAAGAGCUACUAUCGACAAGGUUCUUCAAAAUGUGCAGUGCACACAGAGAUGGGCCUCGCAGCGAAUGCAACCUCUACUGCCUCAACUGCACCACUCACUCCUCUGCUUUCUGCUUCUACUGCCGUUCUUCCAACCACAAAGACCACCUCGUUAUUCAGAUAAGGAGGUCUUCGUAUCAUGAUGUGGUUAGGGUUGGGGAGAUAGAGAAGGUGUUGGACAUAAGUGGAGUUCAGACUUAUGUUAUAAACAGUGCCAAAGUUGUGUUUUUGAACGAAAGACCUCAUGGCAGUAGUCAUGGCAGUAGUGCUUUCAAGCUCCAAACUUCUUCUUCUUCCUCUAAUUCACAUAAUCUAAUCUGUGAGAUUUGUGGCCGAACUCUCUUGGACCCUUUUCGAUAUUGUUCCUUGGGAUGCAAGCUUGUAGGGGUAAAGAAGAAUGGAGAUGCAAAUUAUUAUGUGAUAGGCAAUGAAAAAAAUGGAGUGGGAAUAAGGAGGGAUUAUAGAAGGGCAAAGAGAUUAGUGGUAUCAAAAGAAGAAGAUGAUGAUGAAGAAGAAGAGAAAGGAGGAAUAAUAAUAAUCCAAAGCAGAGAUGGCAUUAAUAAUAAUAAUCAUAUUCAUGAUCAUGAUCAUUAUUCCAAUUCAUCAUCUAGGAGAAGAAAGGGCACACCUCAUAGGGCACCUUUAGGGGCGCCCUAAUCAACCUCACCAUCAUCAUUAUCAUCAUCAAUUAGUAAUAUAUAUUCUCUUGUCAUGUGGUGGUAAUUGGAUUAGUUGUCCUAAUCAUGGGUUAGCUGUCUUUAAUAAAUAUAUAGCAAAAUGAUUAUAUUGAAUAUACAUAUUGGUUGAAAUGUAG